Messenger RNA from Labrus bergylta (ballan wrasse), 1422 nucleotides. NCBI's taxonomy places the organism in Eukaryota, Metazoa, Chordata, Actinopteri, Labriformes, Labridae. The record is from RefSeq and is a predicted model, not a curated record.
UCUGCAGAGGAAAAUACUUUCUACCCGAGAAGCUUGUUUCUCUCGCGAGAUCUGGCAACAGUUACUUUCAUUAUCAAUGUGUCGCGCCAUCUAAAGCCCAGAGCCGCGCAGAGACCAGACUCUGAAGUACUCAUUAUGUCUGACUUAAUGAGGAACCGCUGGUUAAAACACUGGCUUAUGGAGGACGACUCCCAACUGAAGAUAGAUGGCGCUGAAGCAGUAAAUGAUGAUAAUGAGUCAGGAUUCUCAUCUGUCAAGCUUGAUCACGACCAAUCAUCACAUCUGUCUUUUCAAUCCCUCCGCAGUGAUCGGUCAAAAAAAAAAAAAAUUAAUUUCCAAAGAUUUGAAAAAUACGACCCAGGCAGGUAUUACUACUGGCAAUGUCUGCAGGAAGAGAAGAAACAUAUUCAAAUCCGGGAAGAACGUUUUUUGGCCGACCUCCCACCUGAUUGCUUUCUCAGUGAUGACGACCAAUGGCCACGUCCAUUUGAUCCAUUCCUCCGCAGUGAUCGGUCAAAAGAAAAGAUAAUAAAUUUUCAAAAAUUAAAACAAUGCGACCCACUCAUGGAUCAAUAUUGGCAAAGUCUGCAGGAACUGAGGAAAUUUAUUCAAAUCCGAGAAGCAAGUGCUUUGGCCCGCAUCUCUACUGAUUUCUUUCUCAGAGAUGAGGACCAAUCGUCACGUCUGUCUGAUCUAUCCCUCCACAGUGAUUGGUCAAACGGAAAAAAUAUCAAUUUUAAAAGAUUAGAAAAAAGCAACACAGUCCUGGAUCAAAUGUGGCAACGUCUGCAGAAACAGAAGAAACUCAAUCAAAUGCAAGAAGAACGUUUUUUUGCCGACCUCUCACCUGAUUGGGAUCAAGCAUGGCAACGUCUGCAGGAACUGAGGGAACUGUUUCAAAUCGAAGAAGAAAGUGUUUUUGACGACCUCCCACCUGAUUGGAUGGAGGAGGAAGAGGAGGAGGUGGUGGAGGCGGAAGAGGAGGAAGAGGAAGAGACCAAAUCCGUGAUCUAAAAGUCUGAACUUUGCGUCCAGACUUUGGUUGUUUGAAAACCAUGUUGAGUAUAAUGAUCUGUAGCUCUUUUUGUGACAGCUUGAUUUGGAUACAAAUGAAUGUAAAUGAUAAGAUUCGUUGCUCACAUAAGACUGUUAUUUUUUAUUAUCCUACUGUCAUCAUCUUUGUAAUCAUUCCUUAAUUCUCUCUCUUGGAUUAUUUUCUCUUCGACUGAUUUUGAGGUCCUCAAAGUUAUUAUGCACCUUCCUGUAUUUUAGUCACUUUAAAACUUUAUAAUUAAUAAUACUUCUGUGUUAAAGUGUUUUCUUUGUCAAGGUUCAUACAGUAAAUACAGGAGUUGUAUUACUGAGUUUUAGUCAUUGUGCCAAUUAAACAAUGUGGAAAUACUUUAAGACAAAAUCUGAGAA